Miniopterus natalensis is the source of this 5330-nucleotide messenger RNA. Lineage: Eukaryota; Metazoa; Chordata; Mammalia; Chiroptera; Miniopteridae. The record is from RefSeq and is a predicted model, not a curated record.
GCCCAGCGCCAGCUCUGGUCUUCACUCUGCUACUGACCAUCACGUUACCACUCUGGGUUUCUGUUUCUUCAGUCAUGAAAUAGAACUGAGUGUCACCUUCCAUGGGGCUUUGGACACUUGAUUUGGUGAUGACCGAGAUCUUCCUUGAUGGGCCUGAGGUCAUUGCCUCUUGCUCCUUCCAAGGCUUCUAGCUGGAAGGAGCCUGUCUGUAUCAUGUUGCCCACACUCCUCCCUGGACAGUCUGCAUGAGCCUCCUCAGCGGACUUGUCACCUGCAGAGGCAGUCCUGCCAUCUUAACCUGUAACGUCACUCAGUGUCAGAAUGUACUGGUUUUAAAUCUUGUUUGGCCAGCAUUUUAUUCUGGUCUGAAGAGAGGAAGACUCCUUUCUUCCUGAACUUUACGGUGGGAUUCUUAAGCCAUCCUUCCCUGAACCUUCUCUCUCCUAAGGAAACACAUCCUAGCUCACUAGCUCAUUUUCUUUUCUUCUCUGCCUAUUUCUCUUCUGACUUCAUCAUGUCUCUUUCCUUUUGAGAGCUCCAAAUUUGACCUAAUCUCCAGGAAAAUGAAUGAGGGGAAAGGAGUUAAGGAUUGUGCCUAGAUUUGGGGUCUGAGCACCUGGGUGAACAGAUGUCUAUCUGAGUUGGCUGUAGGAAAGCAGGUGAGCCAGGGAGAGGUUGGACAGCAGCCAGCGUGUAAAUGCAGUCCUACCUGGGGAGAUGGUGCAGCCUGGUAGAAGGUGUAGAAUGAGAGAGGCUCUAGGAAGGAACCCCAGGAAACAUCUUUAGGGGACAGGCAGAGGAAGAAGGACCAGACAGAGGCUGCAGAGGAGGUGCAGAUGAGAGGGAAACAAAUUGUGGUGUCCCAGGGCCAUGGGGAAAUAGCCUUCCAAAUGGAGGCUGUGGGCAGAUGCUUCAGUUGUUGCAGAAAAGUCCAUUGGGGUCACUGGGAGCCUUGGCAAGAGCAGUGACUAGGAGUGGUGGGGGCCAGAGCCAGAGAAGAGAGGGUUUCAGGGGAUGGGAGGUGACAAAGUAUAACCAGCCCUUCAAGAGUCUCUGUGACAAAGAAUGAGAGGACACUCGGGGGGCCAGAGUCACUGGCAUUAGGAGCUACUCCAUCCUGUGUUCUCUGUUGGAGGCUGACUUCUAGAGAAGGAAUGUCAAAGGAUCUGAGCCAGGCCUCUGGCCUAAGCAGCCUCAGGCUGCAUCACUCCUGAAUAAGCUAUGUAACCUAUUUAUGAUGCCUCCCAGUGUGCCAGGUACGGCCAGGUGCUCAGGAUGCAAACGCCAGUAGGCUCUGCCCCCUCCUGGCUUGUGCUUACAGUGUCUAGUGCCGCAUCUCUUCCAGGGAAACCGGCCUGACUUCUUGGUGAGGUCAGACCCUCUCUGGGGUCUCCCAGCCUCGUUCCUGCUCCUUCAUACCUGCAUUAUGGCUCUGGUUCUACCUGUCAUGAGUGAGUCUUAGUCACGUCUGUCCCUACGCCAGCCUGGAGGUCACAACGCAUGCAGGGGCCUUGCCUGCUGUAUUCUGUGUCCGCUACACAGGAGAAUUGCCAAGUGUACACUAGGUUCUCAGUAAACACUGAGAGAAAAAAGAGAAACACUAGUUAGUUUGGCAAAGAAGCUGGACACAGAAACCACUAAUGUGCAGAGGGCUGCUCCAUUGGGUCUGGGAAUGAAUGGCAUCCUUCUCCAAGGAGGUUUGAGGUCUUGAGAGUUUUGUCUUAGGGCUGAUUUCAUAUUAUUUCUCUAUGCCUUUUGUCCUCUGCUGUCUUCUCUCCCCUCUUGGCCUCACCUUCCCCCUCAGUGUUCCUCAAAGUUGAGUAGGGCAGCUGAGAGCCGUUCUUUUCAUCUUGCUUUGCAGCCUGGGCUCAUCUUCUCAUUUCCCCAAGUUCCCAAGCAUGUUGGAAGUGGAAAUAAAAAAGCCCCAUAAGAGACGUACACCCUCAGGACCUGUCUCCCCCAUUACCAGACCCCAGAGUCCAGCUGCCACAAUGACUUCUCCUGGCUCCAAGUUCAACACCAGAGCUACCAACACCUCUUGUGGACUUGGCUGGGGUUCCAGUGGGGACCUGCCAGAGACUGAGGUCAAACUUGAGUUUGUAGACUUAGAGGAGAAGGCCAGCAGUGGCCACAGGAAGAGCAGACCCUCUGGCUCCCAAAAGGGGAGUGAGAGGGAUCUGCCCCUGCAAAGUAAGAGACCCCGCCCCCUCCGCAGUGGCUCUUCCAUCCCCUCACCUGACCAACUGUUCCUGGAGGAACAGGAGGAAGUAACCCCGGGCCUACAAGUCUCUGGCAGGAAGAGAAGAGCCUGCUCCCUGGGGAGGCCUGGUUUCCACUCAACUUGUGCAAAGAGCCAGGCCAUCCUGGGGCAGAAUAAGCCAAAGGGAGACUCUGAAGUCUGUGGUGUGAAAUCUGGGCUUGGGCAGGAGCCCUCUUUGCAGCCUGAGAAGGUGUCCAAGCAGAAGGCACGUGGACAGAGGGACGGGGGGCAGCAGGCAGGAAAGAAGUCGAGAGCCCCAGGGCUCAGCUCUGGGCCGGCCCCUUCUACUCCAGUGCUGGUCCAGGCAACCAGUCUGGACAGGUCAGAGGUGGGCCAGCCUAGUGAGACUGAUGAGGCGAAGCAAACUGAUAUCCUCAUAGCCCAUCUGGAUAGACAGGUACGACGCCUCAAGAAGUGGAAGAAGAGGCAUUUGCUUCCUGGUGUGGGGGAGGAGAAGUCCCUGCCGAGCCUUCAGAAGCUACCCUGCUUGAAGAAGCUGGUCAGAACUAUAAAAGAGACCAACGGCUGGGCUUCUCAAGGGCAUUGCCCAGGCCCUCAGGCCACCACAGGUCAGAAGCCCUCAUUGGAUCGCAGACGGUUCUUUCCUGUUGACUCUAAGAGCACCUGCCAUGCCACCUGCAUUCUGUGUCAUGCUGACAUUAGACAAGGCAAAAGUAAGGGGCAAUCUAAAACCUCAGGCCUGCUCUGUCCCCUGGUGAGUAAGAAUGGGCUGGAGAGGGAAAGAAGGCCAAUUGCAGCCAGCCCAGGGAGAAAGCGGGUAGGGGCAGUGAAGAAGCAGAAGGGCCUGCCUGCAGAUGCCACCAGCCUUGUCCGUGAGGGUCUCCCGUCAGGACAUUGCCCAGAUGGCUCACCCUCAGAAGACAAUGACGGGCAGCUGGCCCCAGGGAGGUGUGAGCAGCUGAUACUGGCUCCACCACCCCUGCCCACUCCCAUCAAAGACGAACCUCCCCCAGUGGCAGGCGGAGAGGACCAAGGUGGUAUAUGUGCUCCCAGCCAGUCCCGCUCCCAGGCCUGGCACCAGAGCAUUGCUGAGCUACUCUGCAGCUUGACUUUGCCACUCUCCUUUUUUUCUUCCCCGCCCUUCAGAAGGUUUAUGGCCCAGGUUGACCCUUGCUACCACCUGCCGCCUCCAGCUUUCUUUUCUGACAAAGCCUUGCCUCUGCUCCGCGAGUCGAUGGGUGAGCAGGUGCGUCGGGAGAUGCAGUGGGCUGAGGGCAGCCGCAUCCACCUCACCAUGUCUGCGGCAGCCCAGGAAGUGGUCGCGGAGGACUACGUGGCCAUCACUGCCCACUGGGGGGUGAUACAGCCCCGUAGCUGUCAGGUGGUGUCAGGGACCCUGAGGAAGCAAGCAGUGCUCUGCGUCCGAGGCCUGCCCCUGGAGAGUACUGUGGAGGACAGGCAGCGGGAACUGCACAAACAGGUCAGCCUGUGGCUGGGCCGUGACUCCCUACAACCAGGCUUCCUGGUAUCGAGCGGCUGCUCCAGCCUGGAGCAGGCGGUGACAAUGGAGGGCUACACUCUUGUCCCUUGCUUUGCCCACUGCCUCAACUCUCUGGUGAGAAACUUUCUGUGUCACCAUCAUAGUGUCCAGAUCAUCCUGGGCACAGCCAGGGCCAUCUGCAGUCAUUUCAAAGGCUCUUCAGAGGCCCGGCGGCUCCUCAUGCAGCUGCAGCAGCAGUGUGGCCUCCCAGCCCAUCAGCCCUUCUGGGAGCUCUCAGAUCACUGGGUCUCGGCCUACCACCUGAUGGAGUGGCUGGUGGAGCAGCAGCGGCCACUGCGAGAGUAUGAGGAGAAGCACCAGCUGGGGAAGGCUGGCAUGGCCCUGUCGGCCACAUUUUGGAGCCUGACAGACAGCCUGGUCAGGCUCCUGCAGCCCUUCCAGAUGGUGGUCCAGGAGGCGAGUGCACCGCAGACUUCCUUAAGCCAGGUGCUGCCGCAACUGCGCUACCUGCACAUCUUCCUGGAGCAGGUUCAGAGGCACUUUGAGGAGCAGAGCGGCGGGGAGAUGGGUGCGGCCAUCCGGUUGGCCCAGGGCUUGGCCCUGCAGCUCUCCACAGACUGUCAGCUCAGCAAGCUCUUCCACCGUGAGGAGUUCGUGCUUGCCACUCUACUGGACCCCCGCUUCAAGGGCCAGAUUGAGGCCAUCCUGCCUGUGGGGGCCGACAUUGACCACUGGAAUCAAGUUCUCGUGUAUAAGGUGAAGGAGGUUAUGGUGUCUGAAUACUCCUUGUCUCCCUCUCCCUCCUUGCAGAGCCCCAAGACUAUGCGUGUGGAUGCCACCCUGAGUGACAGAGUAGCCGAGGGCCCUGGGGCAGAGGGGAAUGGCCAGAAGGAGCCAGAAGUGCGGAGAAGCAGCAGAUCUAGGUCUUCGCUGUUGGGCCAGAGGGAGAAGAGCUUGCUGGAACAGCUGGAAAGUGUAGGGCUGCUGGCAUCCCGGAGGAAUGGAGCUUCGCUUUCCACUGAGAACCACCUGGCCACAGUCAUCGUCAAGAAGUACCUGCAUGAAAACGAGACAGUUGGUGCCCAGGAGGACCCCCUGGCUUACUGGGAGAAGAGGCGGGAAGUCUGGCCAGCCCUGGCAAGACUGGCCACCGUCUAUCUGUCCUGUCCUGCUACCAGCACCUUCUCUGGAAGUGUAUUUGCUUCCCUUGAUAGCCGCACUAUCAUGGAGAGCAACUCCCCUCUCCCAGUGGAGACAGUUGAGCAUCUCCUCUUCUUGAAGACCAACCUGGAGAAUUUCCCCAACUACACCACCUCUCCCCUUAUCUUCCCCAGUGGCGACCUGGCGAAGGGGGAGCAGACCAGGGAGUCUGGCCCCACUGUCUGAUGCCCUCAGAAUCUGCCUGGAGGAACUCUGCCAUAGAUGAAAGGAGAGAGCAGUGUUGUACUUAGGAUAUCAGACAAGGGCAGCCAGAAUCCUAAACCAUUUGGGAAGAAUGGGGACACUUUCUCAAUUCUUGACAGAUUGCCUUUUUUCCUUUUGUCUGGGAGGUGGCAUUUUCUGUCUACCCAUUGCUUAACCUACUUCUAGCACUAUGUGCAUAGAAAA